Staurois parvus is the source of this 334-nucleotide messenger RNA. Lineage: Eukaryota; Metazoa; Chordata; Amphibia; Anura; Ranidae. The record is from the annotation of a GenBank genome assembly.
GUGGCCUCGGCUGUCAAUCAUCGGGCCCAGUUGGUGAUUUCUCGCCAGCACCUCGUGAUCGCCAAUGGAGGGAGAGACCUGCGUAUAAACAACACAGAUUUCUCCCCUGUCAGCUCCUGCACACUGCUUUAUAUGGCUCUGCGUAGCAGUGUGCUUACAGUGAAAAACAGCACACAGUAAAACACACACAGCACACAUAAAACAGCACACAGAUAACCCUUUGAUCAACCCAGAUAUUAACCCCUUCCUGUCCAAUGCCAUUAGUACAGUGUCAGUGCUUUUUAUUAGCACUGAUCAUUGUAUUGGUGUCACUGGGGAUAUCAAUGGCAGGUAG